Molecule: messenger RNA, 2268 nt
Organism: Strongyloides ratti
Lineage: Eukaryota; Metazoa; Nematoda; Chromadorea; Rhabditida; Strongyloididae
Product: Ribosome-releasing factor 2, mitochondrial
Exons: 2
Coding region: 1-2268 (755 amino acids)
Biological process (GO): mitochondrial translation; ribosome disassembly
Cellular component (GO): mitochondrion
Molecular function (GO): translation elongation factor activity; GTP binding; GTPase activity
Source: RefSeq, a predicted model, not a curated record
AUGCAAAGGAUUUUAAAGAAAUCUCAGGAUAGAUGUUUUUCAUAUGUUCGAAAUUUUAUGAAGAAACCUUCUUCACUUUUAAACACAGAGAAAUCAAAAAUUCAUAAUAUUGGGAUUGUUGCUCAUGUAGAUGCUGGAAAGACAACAUUAACGGAACGAUUUUUAUAUUUAUCCGGAACAACAACAAUGGUUGGUGAUGUAGAUUGUGGAAAUACAAUAACUGAUUUCUUAGAUAUUGAAAGAGAAAGAGGAAUAACUGUUCAAUCUGCAGCUGUAACUUUUCCAUGGAGUGGAAAUAGAAUUAAUUUAAUUGAUACUCCUGGUCAUGUUGAUUUUACUGUUGAAGUUGAAAGGUGUUUAAGAGUGUUAGAUGGUGUUGUAACAGUAAUAGAUUCUUCUGCUGGUGUUCAAGCACAAACAUUGACUGUUUGGAGACAAAGUAAAGAAUUUAAUAUUCCUUCAAUAUUUUUUUUAAAUAAAAUGGAUAAACCUAACAGUGAUUAUGAAAUGGCUAUUAAUAGUAUUGAAAAUAAGUUAGAUAUUAAUGUCGUACCAUUAACAAUUAAAAUAGGUGAAGGAAAAAAAUGUGUUGGAAUUUUAGAUUUAAUGAAUGGCAAAAUUUUGGAAACUUUUGACAGUAAUAAAUGGAUUGAAAUUGACAAGGAUAAACAUAAAAAUUAUUAUGAUUUAUAUUUGAAUGAAAGAGAAAACAUGGUUUCGAAGAUUGUUGAGAAUAAUAAUGAUUUAUCUGAUAGCCUUUUAAAAAAUGGAGUUGAAUUUAUUGAAAAAGAUAUUUUAAAGUCAGAAUUACGUGUACAAACACUCCAAAAAAAAUUGUAUCCUCUUGGUGUUGGUUCUGCACUAAAUUCAACAAUGAGUGUCUUUCCAAUAUUAGAUAUGAUCGUUGAUUAUUUACCAACACCUUGUGAAAGAAAUUUAUUAUCAAAGAAAAUAUUUAAUGACAAGAUGUCAGGUUUAGUUUUUAAAAUUGGCCAUGAUGACAAACUUGGACAAUUAUUUUAUACACGUAUUUACACAGGGACAUUAAAAAAUAAUUCAAUAUUAUAUAAUGGUAAUAGACAAGAGUAUGAAAAUAAAGUUAAAAUAUAUAUUCCAUAUUCUGAUGAAUUUGUUUCUGCCCCAACUAUUAGUGAAGGAAACAUCGCUGUGAUAACUGGUUUAAAAGAAACUAGAACUGGUGAAAGUUUAUUUGAAGAUGUUAAAUGUUUUAAAGAUGGUCUAAAAAAUUUAAGAAAUGAAUAUGAUAAUGAUGCCAUUCCAGAUAUAGAAAAAACAUUUAUUCUUGAAAAUGAAAAUGGUGUCGUAUAUUUAGGAAUAAAUCCACCUGAUCCAGUGUUUUAUUGUUCAAUUGAACCACCAAGUCAACAACUUAUGACAAAAUUUGAAAGAGCUUUAGAAGAAAUUUGUAAAGAAGAUCCAUCUGUUAAAAUUUCAUAUGAUAAAAAUAGUGGUGAAACUAUUUUAGAAGCUAUGGGUGUGUUACAUAUUGAAAUUAUAAAAGAUCGUCUUAAAAGACACUAUGGUUUAGAUGUUUUUCUUGGUAAACUUCAAGUUAGUUAUCGUGAAGUAGUUACAUGUGAAGUUGAAGAUUCAGCUUUUGUUGAAACCACAUUUGGUGAUGGAAAUAAAAAACAACAUUGUGAAAUUGGAAUGAAAAUUGUACCGAAAAAAAAUUGUGGAAAAUUUAAAAAUGUUGAUGUUAAAUUACCUACUGAAUACCAAAAUAAUAUGUUUCCAAAUUCUAUACGUCCUGAUUGGUACAAAGCAAUUAAUGCAGGUUGUAAAAAUGCUUUAUAUAAUGGUCCAUUACUUGGUUUUCCUGUUGAAGAUGUUGAAAUUACAGUAACUCAUUUUAAAACAAGUGGAAAUAAAAUAAAUAUUUCUUUAGUUUCAGCAGCUGCAAAUGAAUGUGUUAAAAAAUGUUUAAUUAAUUCUGAAGUGAAAUUAACAGAACCUUAUGUUAAAUUGAAUAUUUGUGUAUAUGAUGAUGCUGCAGAAUCUUCCAUUAGUGGUGUUCUUCAUGAAUUAAAUAAAAGAAGAGCUGAAAUUUUAGAUGUCAAAGGUGAAUCUACUAGCAACAAACAUAAAACUAUCAAUAUUACUGCUCUUAUGCCUUUAAUUGAAACUACCGAUUUAUCAAAAGCUGUUAGAAGCGCUGCUUCUGGAAUGAUUACUUUUAAUUUUACCAUUGAAGGUUAUCAAUAUGUUUCAGAAGCUGAAACAAAUAGAUUAGUUAGUAAACGAUAA